Molecule: messenger RNA, 822 nt
Organism: Penicillium manginii
Lineage: Eukaryota; Fungi; Ascomycota; Eurotiomycetes; Eurotiales; Aspergillaceae
Product: putative short chain dehydrogenase/reductase
Exons: 4
Coding region: 1-822 (273 amino acids)
Cellular component (GO): cytoplasm
Molecular function (GO): oxidoreductase activity, acting on the CH-OH group of donors, NAD or NADP as acceptor
Source: RefSeq, a predicted model, not a curated record
AUGGCGUCUCACAGAAGCAUUGUGGUUACAGGCGGGGCCUCCGGAAUCGGACUAGGGAUAACAAAGCACUUGAUCACGGAGCAAAACACACAUGUAACAAUCCUAGACAUUAAUCCCACGACGGGCGUGCAGACAUUGAACGCACUUCGUUCGGAGUUUCCAAAUGCGAGCGUGUCGUUUGAGAAAUGCGAUGUGUCUUCUUGGGAGAGCCAAGCUGCAGCAUUCGAAAAAAUUUACAGCGAGCAGAGUCGAAUUGAUAUCGUUUUUGCAAAUGCGGGUAUUAACGAGAAAGGCAGCUUGCUGCCAACCAAUGACGAAAACGGAGGGCCUAUAAAACCAGAACUUGCCACUUUGAAUGUGAAUUUGAUCGGAUGUAUCUAUUCUGUACAACUUGGAAUUCACUACAUUGCGAAAAAUGCGAUCAGUGGUUCAUCGAGAGGAAUGAUCGUGUGCACAGCUUCUAAUGCAGGACUUUAUCCAUUCCCUAUGGCGCCGUUAUACGCAGCCUCCAAACAUGGAGUAGUCGGGCUGGUUAGAUCACUUUCGAGACCGCUUGCAACAAAGAAAAUUCGAAUCAAUGGGUUGGCACCUGCCGUUAUUGAAACGAACAUUGCUCCUAGUUCUGAUUUGUUCAAGUCGAUGAUACUCACGCCAAUGUCUACCGCAACAACCGCCGUUGCCAACUUUGUAGAUGAUGCGUCAUUGACAGGAAAAAUCGCGGAAUUACAUGGUGAGAAUAUCACAUUCGCGGAGGCACCUUUGUAUGUGGAUGAAGACACGGGGAAGAAUAUUGAGAAUUUUUGGAAUUUGGGUUAUGCCUAG